Pectinophora gossypiella (pink bollworm) is the source of this 2061-nucleotide messenger RNA. RefSeq lists its product as uncharacterized. The record is from RefSeq and is a predicted model, not a curated record. The coding region runs from base 1 to 2061 and encodes 686 amino acids. The transcript has a single exon. Gene Ontology annotation, molecular function: nucleic acid binding. NCBI's taxonomy places the organism in Eukaryota, Metazoa, Arthropoda, Insecta, Lepidoptera, Gelechiidae.
AUGAUCACAUAUCGUCACAGACGCGUGGUUUUCGGAGUGACAUCAAGUCCAUUUCUUCUCGUAGCUACGAUCAACCACCACCUAGAUAAUUGCGCGGAACCCUACAAGGAGACUGCAAUGAAGUUGAAGAAAUCGUUCUACGUAGAUAACUGCGUCACUAGCCUGGAAUCAGAGCAGGAGUUGGAAAAGUUCAUCAGUGAAUCAAAGAAAGUAAUGCUCGACGGUAUGUUUGACCUCAGAGGAUGGAUCACGAGUCCCGUAAUUGUUGAUCAUAAUGUGGAAAAUACCUCGAUACUAGGGGUAAUUUGGAAUAUCAAAAAUGAUACCCUACAAUGUAAUGCUAAUUUGAAAAACAUUGACAUGAAACUGUCAAAACGAUCCUUACUAUCGAUAGCUCAAAGGGUUUUCGAUCCUAUUGGAGUAACCUGUCCUACGACUAUUGUUCCUAAGAUGAUAAUGCAAAGGGCUUGGUGUAGAAAACUUUCUUGGGACGAGAAAUUACCCGGUGAUUUGGCUAAGGAUUUUAAAAAGUGGUUAGAACAAGCUCACGUCAUCAAUGAUUGCAUUAUUCCCAGGCGGCUGACUAGUAUGCCUAUAAAAGAUUGUGAAACAUCAUUACACGUGUUCUGUGACGCAAGCAAGGACGCAUAUUCAGCAUGUAUAUUUUUGCGGUCAAAACAAGGUGAAAAUGUUAACCUGAGUCUCGUUCUAGCAAAGUCCAGAGUAACACCGGUGGACAAAAUAACUAUUCCGCGACUGGAACUGGUGGCUGCAACUCUUGCUAGCAGAUUAUCCGUAACUGUUAUUGAAUCGCUGGAUUUGCCUGAUUGUGACUUAUAUUUUUGGUCAGACUCAAGCGUCGUACUUACGUGGAUCAAGUGUGAGGGACCAUGGAGCGUAUUCGUAACAAACCGAGUAAAGGAAAUAAAGGGUUUGAGUUCCUCCGCUGCCUGGAGACAUGUUCCAGGUCACCUUAAUCCUGCCGACUUGCCUUCCAGAGGUGUGGCACCUAAAGGAUUGCUCGAGAGCCGAUGGUGGGAGGGUCCAGCGUGGUUGCGCUUAGACAAAGAACACUGGCCGGUUGCAGAAUUCACAUCUAACGCGCCAGAAGCUGAUGACGAGCGAAAGAAGACUAGUACUUUUGCCAUGCUUGUCGAAGAUGAAUCUUUCUUAGACAGACUAACCUAUUUUUCGAGCUACACAAAAUUGGUUAGAAUGAUUUGCUGGAUACUGCGAUUAAAGAAAAGAACAGGAUCUAGAGAAAUAACAUUCGACGAGUUUGAAUAUGCUGAGAAUGUACUUAUAAGGCUAAUACAACAGAGGUAUAAAGAGUCGUUACUCGAUAAAAAUAUACAAACCUUUGUUGAUGAUAAUGGAUUAAUAAGGCUGAACACAAAGUUGUCACUAGGAAGUGAAAACUACAAUUUCAAGUUCCCUAUUGUUCUUCCUGGAGCAAACACGAUCGUUAAGCGUCUAGUAGAGCGAAGGCACAUCGAGCUGAAGCAUGCUGGAGCACAGACCUUGCUAAAUAACUUGCGGCAAAAUUAUUGGAUAAUAGGAGCCCGAAAAUUAGUACGAAGUACUAUACAUCGAUGCAUUAUAUGCAAAAGAUUUAAAGCAAGGCGAUGUGAAGCGUCCACUGGAGUUUUGCCAAUAGAGCGGAUGGAAGCUAGUGUCGCCUACCAGUUUUCUGGUGUUGAUCUAACUGGCCCUUUGACAUUGCGUUCAGGAGACAAGGCUUGGAUCGUUCUGUUUACAUGCGCCACAUACCGUGCUGUACACCUAGAAGUAGUGGAGACACUGUCGACAGGCGACUUUUUGAUGGCGCUAAGGCGUUUCGUGGCGCGACGAGGACGAGUGGAACAGUUGUUUAGUGACAACGGCACAAAUUUCCGAGGUCUCGAUAAUGCGUUCAGUUCACUAGAUUGGGAUGAAAUACAACGUUUUUCAUCCCAAUCUAGUGAACUGAACGCAUUAUCGAGACCUCGGAAAUUUGUGCCGUUGUCACUAAACAACUGUUCCACUCGUCCUGUCACGGUCGCCAGAAAAUGUGGCAGAUGA